UUAAAGCGCUUCUCUAUACUGCUCUUUCCCGUUCCACGAUUUCUUUCUCAAUCUCUCCAUAUUCAUCAAACCAAAAGGAUUGCUCCGUUACAGUGGUUGCUCACGGCGCCGCCUCAAGCUUCUCCGGUCACGCGAUUCUACUCACAGCUUAAGAGCUCUGGCAUACUGAUCCAGUAAGUCCUCCGCCUAGCUACGCUGACACCGCGGCAUCAAUUUUAUAUUCCAAAAAAUGGAUGGGGAGAACACGGAAAUACUGGAGGCAACUGAUGAUGCAUACGGAGGAGUUAUUGUUGACAUGAAGAAGAAGAUGGAUUCUGCCACCUUUGUUGCUUUGCUAAGAGCUUCAAUAUCACAAUGGAGACAAGAAGGGAAAAGGGGAGUUUGGUUGAAACUUCCAAUAGAACUUUCAAGCGUUGUGGAUGCUGCAGUGAAGGAAGGAUUCUGGUAUCACCAUGCAGAGGCAACAUACUUGAUGAUGGUAUAUUGGAUUCCAGAAAGCACUCCCCACACUUUCCCUCCAAAUGCUUCCCAUCGAGUUGGCGUUGGCGCUUUUGUCAUCAAUCAGAGAGGAGAGAUUCUGGUGGUGCAGGAAAAUCAGGGCAUGUUUGCAGGCACUGGAAUCUGGAAGAUGCCCACUGGGGUUGUCGAGGAGGGAGAAGAUAUAUGGGCAGCUGCUGUUAGAGAAGUACAAGAAGAGACAGGAAUUGACACAGAAUUCGUAGAGCUCCUUACUUUCAGGCAGAGCCACAACUCUUUCUUUGGCAAAUCGGAUUUGUUCUUUGUUUGCAUGCUAAGGCCACUGUCCUUCACCAUUAAGAAGCAAGAUUGUGAGAUCAAGGCAGCACAGUGGAUGGCUAUGGAGGAAUACGCAGCACACCCAUCUGUGCAGGAGUGUGAGAUCUUCAACAGCGUUGCCAAGAUUUGCUUGGCUAGGAAGGAGAAUGCAUAUUCUGGUUUCUCUGCACUUCUCAACACCUCAGGCUUUUCCAAUAAUAAGUCUUGUCUAUACUGCAGCUCUACCUAUACCCCAUCAUAGUCAACUCUCAAUCUAUAUAUAUGUUCAUAUAACAUAAUUAUGUCCAUAACAAGUCACAAGUAAAUUCAUGUAAAUAUGUUGACAAGAUCAUUUAAACAGGUCAUUAACGGAUUAAACAAGCUAAUUCGCUAAGACAAGUAAAUUAUCAUAUCAACUUGUUAA
Messenger RNA from Ipomoea nil (Japanese morning glory), 1198 nucleotides. RefSeq names its product nudix hydrolase 2-like. Gene Ontology annotation, molecular function: NAD binding; ADP-ribose diphosphatase activity; NADH pyrophosphatase activity. The transcript is spliced from 9 exons. NCBI's taxonomy places the organism in Eukaryota, Viridiplantae, Streptophyta, Magnoliopsida, Solanales, Convolvulaceae. Bases 230 to 1036 code for a protein of 268 amino acids. The record is from RefSeq and is a predicted model, not a curated record.